Molecule: messenger RNA, 1640 nt
Organism: Oncorhynchus keta (chum salmon)
Lineage: Eukaryota; Metazoa; Chordata; Actinopteri; Salmoniformes; Salmonidae
Product: zinc finger protein 501-like
Exons: 2
Biological process (GO): regulation of transcription by RNA polymerase II
Molecular function (GO): RNA polymerase II cis-regulatory region sequence-specific DNA binding; DNA-binding transcription factor activity
Source: RefSeq, a predicted model, not a curated record
UCAACUGCGUUGCCCCUCCAGUCAGCAGAUGGCGAUGUGCGUCUUUUCCGUUCAGGCGACGCUGCCAGUGUGACGUAUAAUCUAGUGGACGGGACGCUCCUUCAACAACAACAGACACCUCGGUAACUUUAUAGCAAACAGAGCUACAACAUUCACUCUCUUUACACUGUUUUGGUGUAUAUUAGUCGCUGUGUAUUAAACACACUUCUGUCGUAUGUACGUGUUGGCCUAUUUAAUUAUAUAAAUAUGUUGUUUGUCAGCUAGCUGGUUUGCUAAAUUAGCUUAGAACUAGGCUAGUUGCUAAUGCUAGCUAGCGAACAUCUCCGACCAUGAGUUCACUAAGCUGCUCUCCUCCUGCUAAAGAAGAGGAGGUCUUCUGGACGGAGAAAGAAGUUCUCCUGAAAGAGGAGGAGGAAGAGAAGGAUGUUACAAUACAAAAACAAGUAGAGGGUGAGGCUGUUACCGUGAAAGAAGAAGAGAAAGACGUUUCUGUGGAAGAAAAGGAAGACUCGUUCAGAGUGAAAGAGGAGGAGGAUGUUACAGUAAAAGAAGAGGAAGCGGAGAGAGAGGAGGAUGCAGUUUUUGGAGUGAAAGAGGGGGAAGGUGAGAUGACUGUCACAUCGAAAAAGGAGGAGGAGGACGAAGAGGAGGAAACUGGAUAUCUGGGCCGGGUUUCCCCAACGCUUCUUAAGGCAUCCUAUGGUUCUGACGGUGAACUCGGCCGUAAGAUGGUUUUGAGAAACCGGGCCGUGAUUAACACUAGAGAGAGACGUGACUAUCGUGGAUCCUCUGGGGAGCCUCAACAACAUCAUGAAGCUGACGAGGCAGAGAAGAGUCCCUCCAGAUCAGAACACCUCAAGAAACACCAGUGGAGACCAACAGGGAAGAAAUCUCACUGCUGCUCUGACUGUGGGAAGAGUUACUUAAGAUCAAAUUCACUAAAAGUACACAUGAGAAUUCACACAGGAGAGAAACCUCAUAGCUGUGAUCAAUGUGGAAAGAGUUUUACUACAUCUAGCCAUCGGAUUGUACACCAGAGAACACACACAGGAGAGAAACCUUAUAGCUGUGAUCAAUGUGGGAAGAGUUUUACUCAGUCAAGCAGCCUGUUAUCUCACCAGAGAACACACACAGGAGACAAAUCUUAUAGCUGUGAUCAAUGUGGGAAGAGUUUUACUCAGUCAAGCAGCCUGUUAUCUCACCAGAGAACACACACAGGAGACAAAUCUUAUAGCUGUGAUCAAUGUGGGAAGAGUUUUACUCAGUCAAGCAGCCUGUUAUCUCACCAGAGAACACACACAGGAGAGAAACCUUACAGCUGUUAUCAAUGUAGGAAGAAUUUUACUCAGUCAAGCAACCUGGUAUCACACCAGAGAACACACACAGGAGAGAAAUCUUAUAGUUGUGAACAAUGUGGGAAGAAUUUUACUACAUCUAGCCAUCUGACUAUACACCAGAGAACACACACAGGAGAGAAACCUUAUAGCUGUGAACAAUGUGGGAAGAAUUUUACGACAUCUAGUCAUCUGAUUGUACACCAGAGAACACACCCAGGAGAGAAACCUCAUAGCUGUGAACAAUGUGGGAAGAAUUAUACUACAUCUAGUCAUCUGAUUAUACAUCUAGCUGAAUUGAACAAU